AUGCUAGUUAGAAUUUAUCACUGGAGCACAAGAAUCUUAUCGUAUACAAGGAGAAUCCAACUUGUUAAAAGCGUUUUGUUUUCUAUAUCUAACUACUGGCUCCAAAUCUUUCCUUUGCCUAACAAGGUUUUAGCUCAUGUGGAAAGUCACUGUAGAAAAUUUCUCUGGAAUGGUACAGAGAAUUAUACUAGGAAAGCGCCUAUCUCAUGGGAUCAUGUGUAUGACCCAAUUGUUGUUGGAGGAAUGAAAUUGAUUUCUCUCAAAGAGUGGAACAAAGCCACUAUGGGUAAAAUAUUGUGGAAUAUCCAUUCUAAGAAGGAUAAGCUUUGGAUCAGUUUGAUACACAAGUACCAUAUGAAGAAAGAGGAUGCCUCUAAUUACCAGCCCAAAGGAAACUGCUUACGGAUAGUCAAAGCUAUCUUCAAGCAAAGAAGUGAUAUCAUGCAUUCUAUUGUAUGGAACUCCUUCAGGCGUCGGGAAAGUAUGUGA
This is a messenger RNA of Vicia faba (fava bean), 489 nucleotides long. Lineage: Eukaryota; Viridiplantae; Streptophyta; Magnoliopsida; Fabales; Fabaceae. The record is from the annotation of a GenBank genome assembly.